AAUAUAGCGGCGCUUCCUGGGCGGCGGGCCGCGCCCGGGCCCUCCCUCCUGCCGCAGUCAAUGAGGAGGCAGCGGUCGCGGCGGAGCGCAGCACUCGCCGGGGGCAGCGCAGCGCGGCGGGGCGGGGCGGGGGGCGCCGCGGCAUGGCGGGGCGCUGAGGGAGCGUGGCAGCGAGGGGCGGCGGCGGUGCGCCUCGGCACCCGGCCCCGCCGCGGCAUGGGCAGCCGCGGGGUCAUGCGAUGAGCGCUCCCCCGGCGGCUUUUCCCCGCGCGAAUAUGGGCACAGCCGUGUCCAAAAGGAAAACGCUGAGGAACGAGGCCAUGUCGUCUGUGGCGGCCAAAGUGAGAGCGGCAAGGGCUUUCGGAGAAUAUCUUUCACAAAACCAUCCUGAAGGUAGAAACGGCUCAGAUCACCUAUUAGCAGACUCCUACAUCGGACAGGAGGACUCCCCUGAGAUGCAGCAGGCAGCACAGAACAAGCGCAGGCUCUCCGUCAUCUCAGACGGGAAGUUUGAGAGGAGCUUCUCCGAGGAGCAGGCAGAGAAGAUGCCAAGCGAGGGACCGAAGCCACGAGUCUACACAAUCUCUGGCGAGAGGCCGAUGCUGUCGGACCAUGAGAACGAAAGCAUGGAACUGGUGGUGAUGAAGGGGGCUGCCCAAGAGGAAUGUCACCAUGGCCACCAAGUGCACGGUGCUGGCGGCUCUCAUGGUGUUAGCAGGCAUUGCAAGGGCUGGCCGGGCAGCCGGCAGGGCUCCAAGGAGUGUCCAAACUGCACCCGGCUGGCUGCCCCUUCCCAGCAUUCCUUUGACCUGGAGCAGCAUCAAUCCAGCGAGACUGGGUGGCACAGAAAAAGGCUGGAGAGGAUGUAUAGCGUCGAUCGGGUGUCUGAUGAUGUCCCCAUACGAACCUGGUUCCCAAAAGAGAACCUCUUCAGUUUUCAAACUGCUACUACAACUAUGCAAGCGGCGUUCAGGGGCUACGCAGAGAGGAAGAGACGGAAACGAGAGAAUGAUUCUGCAGCUGUUAUACAGAGGAAUUUUCGGAAGCACCUCCGCAUGGUGGGGAGCCGAAGGGUUAAAGCACAAACAUUUGCCGAACGGCGUGAGAGGAGCUUCAGCAGGUCCUGGAGUGACCCGACUCCCAUCAAAGCUGAUUCCUUCCAUGACUCUCGAGAAAGCCAUGACCUUCAGGAUUCCUGCGGCACUUUGGAUGGCGACUUUGACUUGAACUGGGAAGCAGAAAAGGAACUUGAAGCCAUGGCAUGUGACGGAGAAGACUUUAUUCCACCAAAAAUAAUGCUUAUUUCUUCCAAGGUGCCCAAAGCAGAGUAUGUCCCGACAAUUAUCCGCAGGGACGAUUCCUCUAUCAUCCCCAUUCUAUACGACCAUGAACAUGCCACCUUUGAUGACAUCCUAGAGGAAAUAGAGAAGAAGCUUAACAUUUAUCGGAAAGGCUGCAAAAUCUGGAAGAUGCUGAUAUUUUGCCAGGGAGGUCCCGGUCACUUAUACUUGUUAAAGAACAAAGUUGCCACUUUCGCCAAAGUGGAGAAGGAGGAAGAUAUGAUCCUCUUCUGGAAGAGGUUGAGCCGGCUGAUGAGUAAAGUCAAUCCUGAACCAAAUAUCAUUCACAUCAUGGGCUGCUAUGUUCUUGGAAACCCCAAUGGGGAGAAGCUAUUUCAGAAUCUGAAAAACUUAAUGAAUCCUUAUAGGGUUGCCUUUGAGUCUCCACUUGAACUAUCAGCUCAAGGUAAGCAAAUGAUUGAGACUUACUUUGACUUCCGCCUUUACCGCCUCUGGAAGACCCGCCAGCACUCUAAACUAUUGGAUUACGAUGACAUUUUAUGAGCUGGAGAAGACUUUGCAAGAGGAAGUUCAUCACCGGUGUCCAAGAAGUCAUGCUUAUUGCAGAGAGACUUUUUUAUUGGCACAGGGAGCCCUUCAAAGCCCUACGGGAGGCAGCAGUGCUAAGGGGAGGGAAGAAGGAGCCCUCGGAAGUGUGUCGGGAGGAAAGUCUCCUGGGUCAAGAGAGACUGGAGGAAAAGGGUUUGACACCUCGCUCGCCUCAGGUCAGAGCUGUGGUGUCUCAGGAGGAGCUGUGUGAAAUGAGGACAGGAUGGAGUUCCUUGCAGAACUGAGCUGUUUUGGGUCAGAAUGGGCCAGAUUUGAUUCCAGGUCCUUUUAAAGACUUUUGAAGCUCAGGUUUUCUUACAAAAAAUAAACCCAAUUGCCCAUGCACUACAAUGAAGAAGUGACCAGAGCACAGAGGAAGGAGGGGGUUGUACUGAUGGGAACUUCUGUGCUGGGGAUCUUGGAGAGCAAGGACUGCUACACCUACUCCUGCAAGCUUAGAUCAAGACGAUCCAGUUUCAAUGUGAAUAUAUACUGGAACAUAGAAUUGAAAUCUAACUUCUUUUUUUUGUUGUUGUUUUUGUUUUGUUUAAUAGAAAAUAAGUGCAAUUUUUAUAGCGAGAGGGGUAAAAUCCCUCCCAAUAUUUAAUUAGUUAAAAAUAACACACCAGUAACCAAUAGAUGAGGUAUUUUUGGUCUGCUUGAAAAUAUAUUCAAAAUGGUAAUAUAUCUUCUGUAGACAUAUUUAAUCACCAGCAAACAUGGUUUUAACGUAACUUAGCAGACCCUGCAUGUCUGCUGCAUUGAUUAAUCCGGUUUGGUUCGUUACCUUCAGAGUAGCUGUGUUGCACUAAUUGUAUGUGCUCUCACGAAUGUGUAUUUCCCUCCAAUUAGACACAACUUUGUUACUUUCUAUGUUGCUGCUUGCAAAACUAUGGGACUUUAGUUUUGCUGAAAUACUUUAGGUUAGAAAUAUGGUACCUGGCUGAGAAACCUCUGUCAGGUUCACUACGGUAUAAAAAUUAAUUAGAAAUUAAUAGCCAUGGUAAUUACUUGUUCAUGCCAGUGUUUUGCUACGUGUUGAGAGACAAGUUCUCUUUCUAGUCUGCUGUAUGGAGCAGCGUGGUUACGCGACCAUCGGAAACCCUCCAAGGAGACUGUUCGCUGCGGCAUUUGGAAGAAAUGCUCCUGGAGGAAUACAGCACGGGUUUGUAGCAUGAGUUUGAAUCUUCCUGAUGUUCACUCAAUUGCCAGUUUGUUUGUGCAUAAACCGCCUCUUUUCCAAUGCUAAAGACCUGUUUAUUGGUCUGAGCUGCUCACCUCCCUUCCUGCGUAGGACAGAGUAAAGCCAGAGCUUCGUCAGAGCAGCCAUGCUUUGAGAACCCAGAUUUGUACUUGAUAUUUGAGGAUAUAUAUUUUGGAAUAUACUUACUUUUUGUUUGUUUAGGUCAGGGGGUUGCUUUUUGUUUUGGGAAGGGUUUUUUUUUAUCUUCUGCUCUCCUGUUCAGAGGAUAAAUACUGCUUACAGUCUGUGUAGUCACUCUGGCAAUUCUGGGAGGCGAUACAAGUUAUUUCUUUUAUAAGCAAAAUAUACUGGAGAAUAACCAGGCAGGAUUACCUUAGUUUCCUGAUUUCCUGGUAUCUAAAAUUAGUUAAUUGUGAAGUGAAGGAAAAUACAUGUACAAAUCUUCUUUUAAAUACUUAAAAAAGAACUAGCUGUUCUGAUCUGUAGAGUACUCCUUGCCCCGUGACAUACCUGUGGUUGUAAUUUUGGGGAGCAGGCCUCUGCCUAGAACUGCUGAACCCUGUACAUUUAUAGCAGUUUUAUAGCAAACCUUUUGAAGAAAUAAUGUACAUAGAGUAAGGAGAGGAAUAGGUGGAGAGAGAUGGUUUCAGGUGAUUUGAAAGCAACAUGUUGAGCCCAAAAGGUGUGGGCUGCUGCCUCCCUGUCUGGUUCAGAGCUGUUGGGAAGCCGCCCUGCUGCGCUGGCCUGACCUGGGAGGUUUGGUACCUACAUCUCAUCCUGGGCUGGGCUCUUGUCCUCUUGACUUGGUCAUGUUUCCAGACUUGUAGUGAAGGGGAUAAUAGGCACCAGUCUGUAGCUUUUGGAAGAAAAUGCCAGAUACAAAAAAAGAAAACAAAACCGAUGCCAAUUCUCUAUUCUUUAGCAUGGUAGCUUCCGCUAGCUGUGCUUGUGAGGCGCGAGCUGUACGUGCGAUGAAAGCACGAAGUCAUGCGUUAUCUGGAGAAGGAAAUGGUAGUGGCAGGAUUAAAAUGCUAACACAAAACUCUCCCUUUCUGACCCUUUUACCUCCUAUGGUUGUGCUCCUAACUGGAGACAAACCGUUCUUCCUCUCUCUUUUCUAAAGUAAAAUCCCAAUUCAGUGAACUUGUAGCAUGAAUGUAGCAUUGUGGAACUAUUGAAAAUCUUAUUUAACUCUGAAAGGGCCCAUUUAUGUAUCCACUUCAGUGAUUUCUCUGUAGAACUAUUGUAUAUCUAUCCUCAUUGACCACUUGUAGGACUAGGGGUGCGAAGUAGAAAGGUAGAUUGUACAGUUGUAUAACUUCUAUAGGAAGAUGUAUAUUUGAAUGAACAUUACGGACUGUUUUACUGGUGCAGUUGACUAUAGUAUAGUAUAAUGACAAACGAUGAAUGCGUUUCUUUUCCAAAGAUCUAUAUUCCUCAUAGUUUGUGAUGUUUAUGACAUGAGCAUAUUAUUUCCUUUGUAGCGUUCAUUUGACUAAAGAGAUGAAAUACUCUAAAAGCUGUGGCUGGAAAGACAAUAGAGUUUUGAUGUUUAAAGUCCCUUGUGCGAAUAGCAUCAAUGAAGUUAACUCUUUCUGAAAGAAGAAAACAAAUUUCUUCUUUUUAACUGGUUGAAUUUUUCAAGUGGCUGCUGGAAAAGGAAAGGAUCAGCAGAGGAUAGGGUACCAAAAAAAAAAAAAAUUGUAAUUAUUUAAAUCGUAGAGUUAAAAAUAGAGCCUGUAACUUCUUCAGUUGGACCAGCCUGUAAAGGAUGAGCUCUGGGUGUGUGCUCACAACCAGGAUGUCCCCUCCGCAGAGGCUGAGCGCCUGUUCCUCGCACCCCGAGCACCUCUGCAGCAUCUUCUCUGGGGCACGCUGAGAGCAGUGCCCGCGGGCACGGCUCUGCGCUCUGCCUGGGGGAGCUGGGGCUGCUGAGCACACAGCACGAUUUGUCGUUCCACUUCUACCUGCUUCUCCCAGCCUUCAGCUACGCGCUCUUGGGGCGUGUCUGUCUGAAGCCCUGAAACCAGUUUGUUCACCCGUGGUCCGUAGCUGCCAUCUGCGCUGGCUCGGUGGAGCUCACCCCCAUAAGGGUAACUGGAGCGAGCAGCGUACAGUGCGGUUGAGCUCCCAUCCCCGUCUGCUCUGUCAGAGGAUCGGCAGCCCUGUUGCACCGUUACACUCAGCCCCGCCACGGGGAACUGCCACUGCAGCCCCUGUGUGUUCUGGAUUUGCUUUUAGCAAGGGCAGGAGAAACGGGGAUGCCUGGUUAACCCUAGAGAGAAGCAGAUUAAACUGGGAUGGCUAAAUUGGGUGCCAAGCCUGGCUGUGCACCCCAGCCACGUGUGGGAGUUUCUGUUGCUCUUGCUAUGGAGCAGGUGAAUGUUGGCGGAGAGUGUUAUGGCCCAGGCUGGGAUCGUCACCUCCAGGAGAGAAGGGUGGGCAGCAAGUGCAUCAGCUGGCUCACGUGCUGGGAACAGCCCCCAGCCAUUUUCUCUGGUGCCUGCAGAGAAUAUUCACUUCGAGGGAGGUCAUCUUGUCUUACAGAGGGUUUUCCAGGGAGGCUUUUCUCUUUUCCUCGUUUGGCUGGGAAGGAAAGGGAAGAAGAAAAUUCAAGUUACCUGAGGAAUGUAGAAAUAAGUAGAAAAUUGAGAUAAAGCUUUUUGGACCUCUCCUCAUGCUGCAGCCACCAACUUCCCUUUGCAGCUGACCUCCAGGCCCGGGGUGGGAAACGGAUGAGUUAGCAGAUACUUCCUGAAUUAAAAAAGAAAACAAAACUAGAAAAUUCCUUGUAGCUCUAGCAAAACAUCUGACUGUAAAAGGCAACCAGCCAACUCCUCCUGCCCCGUGUGAGGGCUCUGCUGUGCGCACCCAUGGGGUCCCACCCACUGCUGCCUCCGAGUGCCUCUAGAGCCACCCGAGCCACGGCCGUGGAGGGGCUCCGCUCUGCUGCCGCGCAGGGGACUCUGGAAAUGAAUUUCUUCUUCGUUUCUCAGCCUGGACUUGUUGCCUGAAGCUCAGCACAAGUUUCCUGCUCCAGGCGCUUCUGGAGUGUGUGUGUGCGUGUGUUCGUGUCGUCUCUUCACACACAGGCUCUUUCCCGUGGUCUGGGGGAGAUGCUCCCCCUCAAUCGCCCCGUUCAUUUUGCCAUGUGCAGUAAAGCAUGAGGCAGUGUUAGCGUUCUCGUCCAUGCUGUGUUAGCAUCUCUCCGGCUCCUGGCACCCAACCGUUUCACAAAUAGCUGCUGUUGUUUUGGGACGUGACUGCAUUAGUGACCUGUGGCUGGGAGUUCCUGUUCCCAAGGCUCUGCUGGCAGAGCGACUGCCAACGCUGCUUCGUCACCUUCAGGCAGCAUAAGUGGGGUUAGUUGAAAGAAUGGAAAAUGCUGAUUUUAGAUAGCCAGCCUGGCGGGAUCUGGGAAUGGGAGCGUGCCCUUAAUCCUGGCCCAGACAGGAGGUGGAACGACAGGCUCGCUCUGCUCUUAGUGUACGUGUAAACAUUCAACCCAUCAAAGCCCAGUUUGAGUCACACAUAUUAUUAAUACGUUGGUCCAGGAUAAGGUAUGUUACUGUAUGGUUAAAAAAAAACCCUUUCAAGGCCCUUGGCAAUUGGCGUGUGUGGCAGAACCACGCAUCAAAGGAUGUGCUGGGUUGGGUCACCCUUCCUCGAGCCAUCAGGCCACGCUGCCAGUACCGGGACACAGAUUUGCAGGUAUUUGUACUCUGGGUUUUGCCGUGACAGUCCCUGGAGCUGAUGAUACGGCCAGCCCUUCCUGAAGGCUGCCACCCAGAUAAUCCUCCCAGGGAAUAUCGAGUGGCAAGAUAAUUUUCCACAUCAUCUGUAAAAAGUUGUUUGUGAUCCUCUGUUUUGUCCCAGUGAUCACAGGGUAUCCGUGGCUUUCUGCAUCUUCCAUGGGAUGUUUUUUAACCUCAGCUGUGGAAACACAAGCCAAAGUCAACUGGAAACUGUUAAAGGUCUUGAUGACAAGUCAGCCUGCUAAUAAUAUUGUCUGCUUGAGCUGAGUGAGUAAAUAGGUGGUUUAAUGACCAUGAACCUGAUUGUGAUCAUUGUUAUUCCCAGGUAAUCCUGCUGUGUAAUUGGCAGAAUUAAUAGUAAGAUACCAGUUUGCUGUCUCUGCCUAAAACGCCAGUGCGCAGUCUCUUGACGAGGUUGUGCGUGAGCUAUCGAAGAGUGACAGGAACUGGUAGCUGCUUUGAUUCAGAAAUAAAUUUGGCCCAACAUACUGCUGAUCAGUGGGAAGAACUUAAGAGUGGAAGGAAUAAACAUUAUGGACAUUAAAUGUAAAGAAUCCAGAUGAAGGGAAGCUAAAUUGCAUUUUUCCAUAAACAUUUAGUAAAUUUUAAAGAACUAGUACAACCUAAUAAUUUUCCACGUUAUUGUUUUGCUUUUAGAGUAUCCUUAAAAUUGACAUAGGGAAGGACGGAUAAACCCAUCCAGGGUUGUCUUGCGUUAUGUAGUGAGGAGGCAGGCUGUGUUAGUUCGUUAAUUGGGCCCUCUGGUUCUUCUUCCUUAUCUCAGCAUCCAAAGGAACUGGUGAUUAAUCACAGCAGUAAUGACCCUAUAAACCUUCAGCAAGAGGAGCCUCUCCCCCUGCAUUGCUAAGCCUUGAGCAAAGUAAAUGUAUUUGCAGAGACUCUGGAGCAGCGGUUGGAGCCAAGCUUUCAGCCCAUGUCAAGGGAUGGCCCCUCUGUGGGUGCAGCCCCUGCCCUGCUCCCCACUGUCUGGGGGGGUUCUCUGUGUUCGCGUGGUGUUUUCGUGCCGUGGUUGUGCAGGGGACGUGUUGACUUGUACUUGGGGAGCAUUUCCUACCUGGGGAGACUGAGCUGCUGGGGUGCUGAGGAGGGGACUGGUCACUGCCAGGGUCACUUCUGGCUCAGGACCAGCACAGAUGCACGGCAGCUGUAUUCAGAAAGCUUCAAUAGAAAAUGUGGGGUUAUUAGAAUUUUUAUUUAUUUAUUUUUUAGUGCUAAACUCAGUUGUAGCGAUACAGUCCCCACUACAAAGUCCUGUUAACCCAGAGCUGGUGCAGAGCUGGGGAUUCAAGGACAGGUACCUUUGCCCUACAAACAUCGCAGGCAAGUACAGCCAAGUGAGGUCCUUUGAUGUGGAUCCUGCUUCCCUGGCUUGCUCUGCCCCCUGUGCUGAAGGAGACAGUAUUUUGUAGCUGUUAAGGUGGGAGUGACUGAAGAAACCGAGUGAAUUUGGUGUUCCCCAUCCCAGGAAACCAGGCUGGAGUCAUAUCGGAAUGAGCAAGGGACCAUAGUUUUUCCGCUGUGUGUUUCCUGUUGUUCUUUAACAACACUAAUCCUGGAACUGGGGUGACUUCAGUCAUGAUACUAAGAACAACAAAAACUCAGGUCUCACAGGGCUGGGAGUCAAUGUGCUUUUGGGACCUUUACUGUUUCCCCUCAGAGGUCGGGCAGCAGUUUUCAUUUCCAGCUCCUUUGCUCAGCGGAGGGAGGGCUGGCAGCUACUGCAGAGCUGCUAGUGAGGGGGGCAUCUUGGCUUUCUGAAAAGAAAACAAAGCGCUUGAGUAAUAAGUGUAAAAGGUAAUGGUGCAGGCUUUGAAAAUGGUAAUGUGGAGAAGGAUAGGUUUUAUCUGGUAAUGCUCUUAAACUCUGAGGUAUUUGAAUAAGUUACUUUAAUCCAAAUGACAAAAAGAAAUAAAGAAGCAUAGUUGUCAAAAUAAUGGGGGGAUAAAAUCCCAAACCACCCAAGUCUGAAUAGUAAUUGACCAUUUGACAAACCAUGUGAAGGUAAAACACUCUGUGGUCUGAUCCUGCCUCUACUCUCAGCUGAGUUCAGAGGGAGCUCACAGCAUCCCAUUCCUUUCGAAAUCAAACUCAAGUGCAGGGAAGCAUGGCUGCUCCCAUCGGUGCUGCGCCCAUCGGUGCCGCUCCGCGCUGCUCAGGCAAAGCUGGGUCUGCACGUACCUCCCGGUACGUCAGAUCCCUCUUCUGCUCAUCUCAUCUCAGCGGGAAGCUGAAGGCAGAACAGAGAUGCAUAAGGAGCUUGAAAUGUUGGCCCCAAGAGAGCCUCUGGGUUAGAAAGCUCAACCUGAGACACGCUGGUUUGGGGCCAAAACUGGCUUAAAGUUAAUGGAGAGUUUUGAAAACAAAGAUUGUAAGCUCCAAGGUCUUGGCGGGCCCUGGACCAGCAGGCUGGCUCCUGGGAAAAGUCAGAAGAAAGUUACUCCGAAGCACUCUCCCCGGUUUUUGAGGUGGUUUCUGGCCCUGGUGCCUGCUGCCCAGGCAUGGGGCAAACCUGGCCGUGACGCAGGAGACAUCUGCCAUCUCUGCUGCCUCCGUUAACAUGUUUCUCUGAGACUAUCUGCUGCUUCAUGUAUGAUAACCAGGUUUCAAAUACAUGGAUGUUUCUAGGUUUUAAGAUGUGUUUUAAUAAAAAGAGAUGUUUCUGGGAAA
Messenger RNA from Grus americana (Whooping crane), 9536 nucleotides. RefSeq names its product NMDA receptor synaptonuclear signaling and neuronal migration factor (gene NSMF). NCBI's taxonomy places the organism in Eukaryota, Metazoa, Chordata, Aves, Gruiformes, Gruidae. Gene Ontology annotation, molecular function: protein binding. The record is from RefSeq and is a predicted model, not a curated record. Bases 240 to 1844 code for a protein of 534 amino acids. The transcript has 15 exons. Gene Ontology annotation, cellular component: cytoplasm; nucleus. Gene Ontology annotation, biological process: positive regulation of neuron migration; regulation of neuronal synaptic plasticity.